UGCGCAGGGCAGAGGGCAGCCUUGCAGCGCGAUCCUUUGCGUAAAAGGCUUGGAGUAAGUCCCUUGGGACUCCUCCCCACGGAAGGAUCGCGAUCCCCAACUGCAGUGGAGAGACUCCUCCGGCCACCCGUCCCGUAGAGCGCGCGAUGCCGUGCGCACACCUGCGCCAGGUGUCGGAGCGAGCGGGGAAACAGAUGAACAAUACUACGACUCACGCCGUGCCGUCCUUUCCCACCGAGAGAGAGGUCUUGGCAACCAGCAUGACUGCUGCCACUUUGCCGUUCAACCUCUUCCCUCCGGUGGGCUUCAGCGACUUAAUUGUGGGUGACGGAUCUCAGCCAAAGGCUGACCAGAACUACUCUCAGGAUAACCAGCAGCUCUUCCUGACCACUUCGACAGCAAAGGUGGUCUCUGGCCUCUUUGUCUGGACUGCUCUGUUCCUCACUUUCCACCAGAUCUUCUUACACCUGAAAAACUACACCAUUCCCAACGAGCAGCGCUACAUCAUCCGGAUCCUGUUCAUUGUGCCCAUCUAUGCCUUUGACUCCUGGCUGAGCCUCUUGCUGAUUGGCAGCCACCAGUAUUAUGUUUACUUUGACUCCGUGCGGGACUGCUAUGAAGCCUUUGUGAUCUACAGCUUUCUGAGCCUUUGCUUUGAGUACCUCGGCGGAGAGAGCACCAUCAUGGCUGAGAUCCGAGGAAAGCCCAUUGUGUCUAGUUGCUUCUACGGAACGUGUUGCCUGCAGGGGAUGUCCUAUUCCAUUGGCUUCCUCAGAUUUUGCAAGCAGGCAACGCUGCAGUUCUGCAUUGUGAAGCCUCUUAUGGCCAUCAUCACCAUUAUCCUACAAGCUUUUGGGAAAUACAACGACGGAGACUUCAACAUCCACAGUGGCUACCUCUACAUCACCAUCAUCUACAACUUCUCUGUCAGCCUGGCUCUCUACGCACUCUUCCUCUUCUACUUUGCCACCAGGGACCUCUUGCGCCCUUUUGAGCCAGUCCUCAAGUUUCUUACUAUUAAGGCAGUCAUUUUCCUCUCGUUCUGGCAAGGGAUGCUACUGGCUAUCUUGGAGAAAUGCGGGGUGAUCCCGGAGGUUCAGAUCAUUGACGGGAAGGCAGUGGGAGCCGGGACGGUUGCCGCCGGCUACCAGAACUUCAUCAUCUGCAUUGAGAUGCUCUUUGCUGCCAUCGCUCUUCGGUAUGCUUUUACCUGCCAGGUAUACAGGGAGAAGAAAGAGAACGCAACAGCAAACCUUGCUCCAAUGCAGAGCAUCUCCAGUGGGCUGAAGGAGACCAUGAGCCCUCACGACAUUGUCCAGGAUGCCAUCCACAACUUCUCCCCAGCGUACCAACAGUAUACGCAGCAGUCUAUGAAGGAGGCUGAGGCUGGGUUACCUGGACAGAACGGGCAUGUGGAGCCCAAAGCCGACGGCCAACACGGCAAGAGGAGCAAAAACAUUGAGAAAAGAGUGUUGAUCAUCUCGGAUGAUGAGCUCUAAGACUCUGCUGGGGAAACCUCCUCGCCUCCCUCCAGCACAGCGGCUGCCAAUGGAAUUGGACCAUGUCGAAGCAGGCGUUGCUGGUGGAGAGACAGACGGGUCCCUGUCGAUUCUGUCGACCAGCUCUUGCCUCAGGAAGAACUGAAUUGUUGAAAGCUGGUUUCUAGAAACUCGGCAGGCCUUGCUCUCUCCCGUCUAAAUCUGUGCUCAUUCUUUGACCCUUCCCUCCCACUUCUGAGUGUGGUGUGGUGGGGGACGUGAAGCACUCUGGGGCCACGAAGAAGGGAAAUGGCCUUGCGUGCUGGGGAGGCUCUACAGAGUUGCACAGAACACUGCCAGUGUCUUGUCUGACGGUGGGGCAAUGAACCUUCCUUGGUAGGGCUCCACUCAGCAUCUUUUGGCCCAAACUGUCUUGUAGGAAGGAGGGAGGGAGAGAGAGAGAGAGAUCAGGAGUGGACCAAACACAACCUCUCUUUAAAUCCAAUGGGAAUGGGCCCGAUCCCACAGUAGGACUCUGUCAUGCUGGAACAAGUUUAAAAAAAACAAGCCUCGGUGCUUUCAGUGGAUCUUAAAUGUAGCAAGCUACAGCCGGGCUGGGCUUAAUAGCCCUGUUGGCUUGCUCUUUCUCUCAUGCAUUUGGACGUGUGAGGGGGAAGCAUAGGCCCGUUUCCUCCUCCUGCAUUCACUGAACACCUGAAGGGGAGAAAGUGAACAGGGCUCUUGUCUUCAGGAAUUAUGAGGGAGGGGAGAACAGGGGGUGGGGUCACACCCACUCCCAGCUUCCUGAAACGGGGAAAAGGGGACCCCCAAACUAAGGCUUUUUGUGAGUUGCAAUGAAGGUUCAGUGUUGCUAAGUCUUAUAUCUUGGGUGCCGGGAGAUUUUUCUUGUCUAAAAAAGGUGUGGCGUUCACUCAGUCUAAGUUUUGUUUUGUCCAGCGACCACAAGGGGAUGGGGUUGUAGCUUGGUGGUAGAGCAUCUGCUUUGCAUGCAGAAGGACCCCAGGUUCAAUCCCUGGCAGCAUCUCCAGGUAGGGCUGGGAGAGUCUCCUGCCUGCAACCCUGGAGAGCUGCUGCCAGUCAGUGUAGACAAUGCUGAGCGAAAAGGAAUAGAAAUAGAAGGCUUUUGAUGGACGUAGACUUGAAAGCAUUUUUCAUUUCCUGUGUGUGGGUUCAGUUCAAAGUUCAAAAAUACCUGCCACUUUUUUUUAAUGCUGUAGAUGGGGUUGGGUAUCGGAGCUAUGCCUCUCCUCCACCUUGCUGGCAACAUAAAAUGGGUUCCCAGAUGUGGCGGGACUAUGGCUCCCAUCAUCCAUUGUUGCUGGGGAUCAUGGGAGUUGUAGUCAACUACUUGGGAGCCCAGGUGGGGAACAUCAGCUCUAAUCCAACUAAAAUGACAUGGCAGGCCUCCAACUGUGCUAAAAAGGUGAUCUUUUCCAGGCUGCAAAACAGAUGGGAAUUUUUUAGUAACUUCAGCAAAAGGCUGAAGAAUGACUCUCUCCCCUUACACGUUGAUGAUCUUUUUCUGUGUUCUUUUGCAUCGGAGGCUGAGUUGCUCUAACAGGGUUUUCAGCCACUGCGUGAAACCGGGCUUGUCUGUUGGAUGACUAAUGUAUGUUGUACUUCAGCUUCAGCUUUUAGAGUGGUGGCUGUCACUGGGAGUGUAAGAAGUAUAAACCUAAACAUGUUAAAUUAUUUAUAUUAAAAAGAAACACCCACUUUUCUAAUAAAAAUAAUUCCAUU
Hemicordylus capensis (graceful crag lizard) is the source of this 3239-nucleotide messenger RNA. It is a transcript of the gene TMEM184A, whose product is annotated as transmembrane protein 184A. The transcript is spliced from 9 exons. Gene Ontology annotation, biological process: transport. Gene Ontology annotation, cellular component: early endosome membrane. Gene Ontology annotation, molecular function: transporter activity. The record is from RefSeq and is a predicted model, not a curated record. NCBI's taxonomy places the organism in Eukaryota, Metazoa, Chordata, Lepidosauria, Squamata, Cordylidae. Bases 147 to 1499 code for a protein of 450 amino acids.